AUGUCGUCACAAGCCCACAAGCGAAAGCACAAAAAUCUGACUAUUAAAGAAAAAUCUGAUAUUUUAGAUCACUUAAAUCGAAAUGAAUCUUUCAGUAGUUUGACAAAUUUUGCUGAUCGCUCUUUUCACGGUGACCAUAGCCCAAGCGCUGCGUUCGUCGGCGAGUUUGAGGUUGAUUUAUGCACUGCUGAUACCAUCUUACAUUUUUUUUCAGAUACACCAUUCAUUGACAACGGUAACGUCGAUACAGCAUGGUCGCAACCUGUGCUCCCGGUGGUGAGCUUCGACUUACCAAAGGUUCCUGAAGGUCCCAAGCUGCCAGACACACCGAAGAUCCCUGAUGCACCGAAACUUCCUGACACGCCAAAAGCACCAGAUGCAAAAACCCUACAGGAUUUAGGAAAGGACUAG
This is a messenger RNA of Diatraea saccharalis (sugarcane borer), 411 nucleotides long. Lineage: Eukaryota; Metazoa; Arthropoda; Insecta; Lepidoptera; Crambidae. The record is from the annotation of a GenBank genome assembly.